GCCUUCCCUUUCACUGAAGUUCAGACGCAACUUCAGUCGCAGCCAUGGCACAGGUCGGAAAGGUUGCGUCACGCUUCGCUGGCCAGGUUCUCAGCCGGUCUUUCAGCCCGAGGACCACCGUCGCAGCGAGACAAGUUGGCACUACGAGCAAGCGUGAUGGAGAGCCCUCGGCUGACGCUCAGGAAGAGGUGGUGCCGUUCAGACCCACAACCUCGCAGGCUCCAACCAUGAUGGACAUUGGCGUCAGAUCCAUCUUUAAUGAAGACCAUGACAUCUUCAGAUCCUCAGUUAGGAAAUUCUUCAAUGAGGAAGUUGUGCCUUACCAUGCUCAGUGGGAAAAAGAUGGCCAGAUCUCUCGUGAAUGUUGGCUGAAGGCUGGUGAGCAGGGUCUUCUCGGGACUGACACCCCUGAUCAGUUUGGAGGCAUUGGAGGUGACUUCAAAGAUGCAGCAAUCAUUAUGGAAGAACAAUCAUAUGUCAACUGCUCCGGCCCAGGUUUUGCUCUUCAUUCUCAGAUUGUGAUGCCAUACAUUACACACUAUGGUACCCAGGAGCAAAUCGACAAAUACAUCCCUGACAUGGUGGCCGGGAAGAAGAUCGGAGCCAUUGCCAUGACUGAACCAGGUGCCGGAAGUGACUUGCAAGGAGUCCGUACAAAUGCACGAAGGGAUGGUGAUGACUGGAUUCUGAAUGGCUCAAAGACUUUCAUCACCAAUGGCUACAUGAGUGAUGUGGUCCUUGUGGUAGCUGUGACCAACCCAAAUGCCAAGGCUGCAGCUCAUGGUAUUUCACUGUUCUUGGUGGAUGAAGGGAUGGAAGGCUUCAGAAAGGGACGUAAGCUUGAGAAAAUGGGCAUGAAGGCUCAGGAUACCGCUGAACUGUUCUUUGAUGAUGUACGUCUCCCAGCUUCUGCCCUCUUGGGAAAAGAGAACCAUGGCUUCUAUUACCUGAUGAAUGAACUUCCUCAGGAACGUCUUCUCAUUGGUAUUAUGUCUUGUGCCAAUGCUGAGUGGCAGUUUGAAGAAACCCGUGCCUACCUGCGCACAAGAAAGGCCUUCGGAAAGACCCUCUCAAACCUCCAGACAAUUCAGCAUAAAUUAGCCGAGUUGAAGACUGAAGUCUGUGUUGCCCGUGCCUUUACUGAUCAGUGUAUUGACCUUCAUAAUAUGGGCAAGCUUGAUGGCGGCAUGGCAUCCAUGAACAAAUAUUGGAUGUCCGACCUGCAGAACCGCGUCGGCUACCAGUGCGUGCAGCUCCACGGCGGCUGGGGCUACAUGUGGGAGUACCCGAUCGCCAAAUCCUACGUCGACGCCAAGGUGCAGACCAUCUACGGCGGCUCCAACGAGAUCAUGAAGGAACUCAUCGCCCGCCAGAUCGUGUCCGACAAGAGGGUCUAGAAAAUCCUGCGAUAACGGCCGGUCACGAGGACGAGGACGAGGACGAGGACGAGGACGAGGACGAGGACGACAGUGGUUCCGCGCUGAGCGAGGCUGCGACGAGAUAUUCGCCCGAGGUAGAGGGAGGAUAGGGAGGGAGGGGAGGGAGGGGGAGAGGGUUUCCGACGAUUGAAUGGGUUCCAGCUGGGUUCUCCGACUGAUUGUAGUAGAGAUGCUAACGUUUUCUUCUUCUCCUUCUACUUAAUAUCGUCUUUUGUAAUCCCCCCGGUGAAUCUUGCAGUAUUUCCCAAGGUCUAUAAAGAAAUGACAAAACGAAAAACAAGGUGCUAUGUUGCCAGUUACGACUAUAUCACACUACAUCUUCAUUGCACUGAAACCUUCGACCUCAUCUACCUGUUUUUUUCCGAGCACUUCAGCCACUGUGGUUUUUGCCUUCAAAACGACCAUGAAGCGGAGUUAUAAGAAGUGGAAUCCGGCCCGUUUGUCAAAAAAAGAAGUUCUUAGCGAUUUUAGAGACUUUUUUGCGUGACCCUUAGUAUCUGCACCAAAGUUACAGGCGUUUUUUUCAGCUGAAGUUUCUGAAACUUACGAGGUGCAGUGUCUUUCGGGUCAGUCAUCUGUACAUAUCUAUAUUUUUUCAGAACACCACAAUGCAAUUAGUAUAUAACACGUACUUAUAAAUGGUUAUUAGUUGUUAGUAAACCCCAGUGGAUAAUACCAUUUUCCAGAUUUGAUUUUAUUCCCUUCAUACAAUCGAUUUUCCUUUCUCCUUUCCUCUAGAAGAAGAAAGUGAAAUACUUUCAGUAGUUUAUUAUUUCAACUCCCAUUUCAACUCAAGAUUCUUAUUGACAUGAAUAUCCAGCAAACACACUAUAUUUACAUGAUUUGCACUGCUCUCACUAUUUAGUGAAUGCCCGUGUAUUGUUCUGCAGUUCAAUAGCUGUUUUGGUUUUGAUCAGAAUUAUUUUUAAAUGUAUCACAUUAAAGCUAGAUUAAGUGGAUUUGGAAGACAUACCAACAAUGCAUUAUUAGUUGAAGGAAAAUUAGAAAUUUGCUGUAUUCAGAUAUUGUAAUUUCAGUAAAUAAGACUUCAUAA
This is a messenger RNA of Penaeus chinensis, 2493 nucleotides long. Its product is annotated as long-chain specific acyl-CoA dehydrogenase, mitochondrial-like. Gene Ontology annotation, molecular function: flavin adenine dinucleotide binding; long-chain fatty acyl-CoA dehydrogenase activity. Gene Ontology annotation, cellular component: mitochondrion. Gene Ontology annotation, biological process: carnitine metabolic process, CoA-linked; fatty acid beta-oxidation using acyl-CoA dehydrogenase; long-chain fatty acid catabolic process. The transcript is spliced from 9 exons. Lineage: Eukaryota; Metazoa; Arthropoda; Malacostraca; Decapoda; Penaeidae. The record is from RefSeq and is a predicted model, not a curated record. Bases 45 to 1397 code for a protein of 450 amino acids.